This is a messenger RNA of Macrosiphum euphorbiae (potato aphid), 237 nucleotides long. The record is from the annotation of a GenBank genome assembly. Lineage: Eukaryota; Metazoa; Arthropoda; Insecta; Hemiptera; Aphididae.
AUGAAGGUGAAAUAUGCUGCCCAGGUACUAAGAGAUGCAUUGAAUUGGUUAAACAGUUGGGAAAGGAAUUUGGAACAAAAUUUAAUAACUGAUAAUGAUUUUCUGACAAAACAAACGGCAGAAGGUCUAAGAAUGACCAUUCAAUCUACAAUAGAUUUAUCUAAUUUCCUUUUAAAUGAUUGUGGCUUUGCAUAUGUUUUGAGCAAUAAAUUCAAUCAAGACCGUGUAGAGGUAUGA